Messenger RNA from Micropterus dolomieu (smallmouth bass), 2101 nucleotides. RefSeq names its product UDP-GlcNAc:betaGal beta-1,3-N-acetylglucosaminyltransferase 7, like (gene b3gnt7l). Gene Ontology annotation, molecular function: hexosyltransferase activity. The record is from RefSeq and is a predicted model, not a curated record. Lineage: Eukaryota; Metazoa; Chordata; Actinopteri; Centrarchiformes; Centrarchidae. Gene Ontology annotation, cellular component: membrane. The transcript has a single exon. Bases 239 to 1471 code for a protein of 410 amino acids.
AUUUGGCAUCAUUUUCCUGCACCGAGAGGCGAUGUGUGGCUUCACUGAGCGCCGUCAUGGGCAAAAGGGCCCCCGGGGCCACUUCACUGUCAGCGCUCUCACACAGCCGAAGACGCACCUCUGGUGUCCAAAUGAGCAGGGGCAGGUGUCGGGGACUCCACUCGGGCGCACAGUUGUGAAACACUAUGAAGGCAAAUGGUCCAGCAUCUGAGGGACUCUGGGCGCCGCAGUGAGAGCCAUGGAUCACUUUUUCCGCAGAAAGCGGAUCGGUCUGCUGAAGCCCCUGCUGAGUCUAUCUCUGGUAUUCGCCUCCUUUCUUAUGAUCCACAAGCUGAAACUUGCAGAGAAGGAGGGAGUGGGAGUUAAACAUACGAGGGAUGCCGGAUGGUGCGGCUCCGAGUGUUUUUCAUUCAAGAAGGGACUGAAAAAUAGUUUAGGGAGCUCAGACUCUCCGGUACUUAGCAACAACUUGGAUGCGCAGCGGGUCUCUAACGGGACCUCUGCUUCCUGGGACGCACAAGUUCUCAACUGCAGUGAGGACGCGUCGGUGAGGACCCAGGACUGGUUCCGCCGCUUGGACCCGCGAUUUCACCAGUUUGUUCUGCACAGACACUGCAGGUACUUCCCCAUGCGCAUCAACCACCCGGAGAAAUGCGUGGAUGGGAAGGUGCACCUCCUCAUGGUGGUCAAAUCCGUUAUCGAGCAGCAUGACCGGCGGGAGGCGGUGCGCAAAACCUGGGGCAAGGAGCACACUGUGGAUGGGAAGAAGAUCAAAACUUUAUUUCUUCUGGGAAGCCCGACGACUGGAAAAGACACCAAGAACCUCCAGAAAUUGAUCGAGUACGAGAACCUGAUCUAUGGGGACAUCCUCCAGUGGGACUUCAUGGACACCUUCUUCAACCUGACCCUGAAAGAGGUCAACUUUCUCAAAUGGUUCGACAUCUACUGCUCAGGCGUACAGUUCAUAUUCAAGGGAGACGAUGACGUGUUUGUGAACACGCACAAUCUGCUGGAGCUCAUCGGCUUCAAAGUGGAGGAGCGCAAAGAGGCCGAUUUGUUUGUGGGGGACACCAUCUCCAAGGCGAUCCCCAUCCGAAACCGGCAGAGCAAGUACUACAUUCCCAAAGAGCUGUACGAUAAGCCAUAUCCACCUUAUGUCGGAGGUGGGGGGUUUCUCAUGUCCUCCCAGCUGGCCAGGAGGCUCUUCGUGGUCUCAGAGGACCUAGAGUUGUACCCGAUUGACGAUGUGUUUUUGGGGAUGUGCCUACAGAAGCUUCACUUGGCCCCAGAGAUGCACCCGGGCUUCAGGACCUUCGGCAUCACCAGACGCAGGGUGAGCUCCAUGAACAGCGAGCCAUGCUUUUAUAAAAACCUCAUCGUGGUGCACAAACUGAGCUCGGAGGAGCUGCUCAGGAUGUGGAGCGUGGUGCACAACGAGGAACUGGUUUGCGCUCAAAGGACCUCCAUAUGAUUGUUAAUUGUCAAUUAAUAUAAACGAAAGUAAAUCAAUUCAUUAAAGCUGAACUGCUGGUUGGAAUAGACAGAAGACCUGAGUUUUUAACUGGUCAUGCAUGAUGAUCUUCACUGACUCCCGUAGUAGGGGCAUUUUCACUCAGUAAUGACGCAACCAUUUACAGAGUCAUCAAUAUCAACAUCAACAUUUAUUUCCCAGUGAUGGUUUUGUUACUACACAGAACAUCCAGAUGUUGCAUUUCCAUUUUCUGUGUGUAAAAUUAAAAAAGGUGGCAAGCUAUUCUGAACAGGUUGGGUUUCCUCUUCACUAGUCCUGCUACCUAAACCACUAUGACUCCACAGUGUGCAAGCAUCAGCGGAAGGUUUCUAGGUUUCUGAUUAUUGAUGCAAUUUCAAAUUGGUGAUCCAUCACUAAAUCUGAGAACCAGCUUUGAUGUAGAGACAUGGUUGUAAUAGCUUCAGUGCGUUUGUGCAGGCAUGAAUAAGACUUGACUUGUUACAUCCAGGUGUUCCUCUGAAACAGCUGAUUUUAUUAUUAUUGUGUCAAUUUCUGAUUUCAGGAUUUCAGUGCGACUGUGAAAGUGAACUGUAUGGAACACAGCACGGAGCACAGAAAGUGAUUGUAAAA